Messenger RNA from Olea europaea var. sylvestris, 1132 nucleotides. Its product is annotated as G-type lectin S-receptor-like serine/threonine-protein kinase LECRK3. Lineage: Eukaryota; Viridiplantae; Streptophyta; Magnoliopsida; Lamiales; Oleaceae. The annotation marks the transcript as partial. The transcript has a single exon. The record is from RefSeq and is a predicted model, not a curated record.
AAAAAAAAAAAUCAACUUCUGACGGAAAUCCUUUUUUGACAUGGCUUUUGCAGUUUCAAGUAUAAUGUUAAUUCUCCUCCUGUUUUUGUUACCACUCUUAGCCACUUCCCAGCCAUACAGUAAUGUUACCAUGGGUUCAUCAAUAACGGCAGACAAAAAAAAUUCCAUUUGGGUGGUGUCACCAUCUGGAGAAUUUGCUUUAGGCUUCCAGCAGGUCAUUCAGGGACGUUACUUACUGGCCAUCUGGUUCAACAAAAUACCUGAAAGAACCGUUGUUUGGUCUGCCAAUCGUGAUAAUCUCGUCCAAGAAGGAUCAAAAGUUCAACUAUAUGCAGAUGGGAGUUUCGAACUGCGUGAUCCUAGAGGCCAGCAGAUAUGGUCUGCUACUUCGUCUUUUGAUGGAGUGACCUAUGGAUCCAUGCUUGACACUGGUAAUUUUGUGUUAGCAAACAACAGUUCAGUUUUUUUGUGGCAGAGUUUUGACAACCCUACUGACACAUUAUUACCAACACAGACACUUAAUAAAAGUGGCAUACUUGUUUCCAGAUUUUCUGAAACAAAUUAUUCAAAAGGGAGAUUCCUCUUCACAUUAGAAAAUGAUGGAAAUCUUGUGGCUUCCACCAGAAAUUUCCCCACGGAUGACAAAGUUCUAAAUUAUUGGUUAACGAAUACUUCGGACAGUGGCUUCAACCAGGUGAUCUACAACCAGUCUGGCCACAUCUUUCUGGAAGCAGUAAAUGGAAGUGUUCUCUAUUUUAUGUCUCAAGAUGCGCACUCAACUAGUCAGUUUUACCAGAGAGCAAUUCUGGAAUAUGAUGGAGUUCUAAGGUAUUAUGUCUACCCUAAGUCUGCUAAUUCACCAGGCGGGAGAGAGAUGGCAUGGUCCUCUGUAAAAUCCAUACCUUCGAAUAUAUGCAUGAGCAUGGUGCAGAGAAUUACCCCCGCUGCACCAAGGUCAGGAUUUGGUGCUUGUGGUUUUAAUAGUUUAUGCUCAUUGGGAUCUGAUCAAAAACCAAAGUGUGAGUGCCCUGAAGGUUACACUCUCAUAGAUCCAAUUGACAGGAUGAGUGGUUGCAAACCAAAUUUCGUUGUACAAAGCUGUGAUGAAGGGGCACGUGAAACUGACCUUUUU